AUGGAUAACAGUGAUUCGGAAAAAAAUAAGAAAAUUAAUGAAGUUGACUUGGACGAAGUCUUGCCAAUCAUCGGAGAGUUUGGUCGCUAUCAAAAGUUAUUGUUAUGGCUUGUCUGCCUGCCCGCAUGUAUACCGUGUGGUUUUGGAGCGUUCAACCAACUGUUCAUGUCCGACGUUCCCCCACAUUGGUGUUCCGAACCGCAGCUGUCUAAUUUCACUGCGGAACAGAGAAAACAAAUUUACGAACAAAGUAACGUAACUCAAAUAAAAAAUGGAUGUAUGCGGUAUGCAGUUAAUUGGACAGAUGUCUUGGUGUCUUCUUCUGAAGUUCAUGGAAAUUUGGAACAGUUGGUAAAUGAAAGUUGGCCGUUGGAGAAAUGUAACAGUUGGGAAUAUGACACGAGUUUCGUACAGUCUUCAAUUGUAAUCGAUUUUGAUUUGGUCUGUGAACGUGACAUAUAUCCGACAGUCGGACUAGCAGCCCUAAACUUGGGAGGACCUAUUGGAGUGUAUUUUUUUGGUGUAUUAAAUGACAGAAUUGGAAGGAGAAAAUCGUAUUUUUUGUGUUUGGCUACGUUAAUUGUCGGUAGCUUGUUGACAGCUUGCGCAAUGAAUUUUUGGUGGUGGGCCACUUCCAGAGUAAUUGUAGGUUUGACUAUACCGGCUGUUUAUCAAAUCCCAUUUAUUAUAUCUCUGGAGCUCGUCGGGCCAAACUACAGAUCGUUUAUUACCGUGAUGACAUGCAUGUUCUACACGCUUGGUCUAAUGCUGUUGUCUGGCGUUACGUACUACGUACGCAAUUGGGUAUACUUGGCGUUGGCGACGUCCACCCCGUUCACACUAUACUUUAUAUACUGGUGGUUCCUACCAGAAUCACCAAGAUGGUUACUGGCUAAAGGUCGAAUCGAAGAGGCUUUGAAAAUAUUGGAAACCCUAGCUAGAAUUAAUGGAACCGUGCUGCCAGAUACAUUCAAACAAAAACUAAAGCAAAAAAUGAUGAUGGAACGCACUCUGAGUGAAGAAAAACGUUUAAAAGAAGGGCCAGGAGUGUUGGCCCUGUGCCGGACGCCCAACAUGCGAUUGAAGUCGAUUCUGAUAACGUUCAACUGGUUCGCCAACGAUAUGGUGUACAUUGGACUGAGUUAUUAUGGUCCAUCGUUGGGACAAAAUCAAUACUUGAGCUUUCUGCUGUCGUCUGUUGUGGAAGUGCCUAGCUGCCUGGUGUGUUGGCUGCUUAUGGAUCGGUGGGGUCGCCGGUGGCCCCUGUGCCUGGCGAUGACGCUGAGCGGUAUUAGUUGCAUCGUUACUGUCACCUUGCCACCAGAUGCUGUGAUUACUACGUUGGUUUUGUUUUUAUUUUCUAAGUUCACAAUAUCAGCUUCGUUUCUAAUAAUCUAUCCAUUUGCCGGCGAACUUUAUCCGACACAAUUGCGUGGAAUUGGUAUUGGAACAUCAGCGUACAUCGCUGGUCUUGGUUUGGUAUUAAUACCAUUUAUUAACUAUUUGGGACGUGAAAAUUUAGUGUUACCACUGUUAAUAAUGGGUAUACUAUCAGUGAUUGGUGGAAUUACCGGUCUCCGUCUUCCUGAGACAUUGCAUUAUAAGUUACCGCAGACGGUCGAAGAAGGAGAAGAAUUUGGAAAAAACUGGACUAUGGCGGAUUGUAUAACCUGUGUUCCCAAAAGGCCUUCAGAGCACUCAAAUUCGUACGAAGACCUAACUGAAAAAAUGGAAAUGUCUCCUACGACUGAAACAACGGCACUUGCUACAGGAAGUGCUAGUGGCAGAUCUAAAUUCACUAGACAACAGAGCACUAUGGAAACACCUCUAGACUCAUCGGGCGUAGUCAAAAUGACUUGCUGGUUUUAGUAGAUUUCUUUGUUUCAUUUGAUUUAUAUCAUUGUUAAUUAUUAAUAUAAUAUAGAUGAACGUGUCAAUAUGACGCAUAGAUACAUUUUUAAACGUAAUUUUUAAAGCAGAUAAGUUUUUUUUAGUAAAGUUUGUUAUGAUUAAUGAAUAUGUUUCCAGCGUAAUUUUUACUAUAAAUGUACUAAAAAAAGUACUAACAUAAUAUUAUAACUGUUUCAUAGAUUACUGAAAACUAUUCA
Messenger RNA from Rhopalosiphum maidis (corn leaf aphid), 2108 nucleotides. RefSeq names its product carcinine transporter. Lineage: Eukaryota; Metazoa; Arthropoda; Insecta; Hemiptera; Aphididae. Bases 1 to 1869 code for a protein of 622 amino acids. The transcript has 12 exons. Gene Ontology annotation, cellular component: membrane. Gene Ontology annotation, molecular function: transmembrane transporter activity. Gene Ontology annotation, biological process: transmembrane transport. The record is from RefSeq and is a predicted model, not a curated record.